AUGAAGGUCCUGAUAAUAUUGAAAUUAUCAAGAAAUAAACUAUCAGGUCAUAUCCCAGAAACAAUUGGUGGGCUCGUAUCACUAGUCACUCUCUGUUUGGAAGUCAAUCAAUUAGAAGGCUCGAUUCCUAUAUCUUUUGGUGGAUUAGUAAGCUUGGAGUUGUUAGAUCUUGUUGGUAACAACUUAUCUAGAGAGAUACCCAAGUCCUUAGAAGUGCUACGGUACCUCAAAUAUCUAAAUGUCUCAUACGAUAAACUACGAGGAGAGAUUCCAACACAAGGACCAUUUGUUAACUUCUCAGCUGAAUCAUUCAUGUCAAAUGAUGCGCUUUGUGGUGUGAUUAGGCUGAAUGUUCCUCCAUACAAAGAAGCUUCUCUUGGACCAAGAAGGGCAAUGGGGGUGCGUAUACUAAAAUAUGUACUGCCCACAUUGGGGUUAACGAUACUUGUAGUAUCCGUUGUACUAGUCUCAAGAAAAUUCCAUGGUAAGAAGAAUUCAAAACUUUCCAACAACAAAGACUCAAUGCCUUUAUCAACAUGGAAAAGAAUUUCCCACCAGCAACUUUUACAAGCCGCAGAAUGGUUCAGUGUAAACGACUUAGUUGGAGAAGGGUGUUUCGGCAUAGUUUAUAAAGGGACACUCUUAGAUGGGACAUAUGUUGCGAUAAAAGUUCUAAACUUGGAACUAGAAGGUGCAUUCAAAAGUUUUGACAUAGAAUGCGAGAUAUUACGACACGUUCAUCAUCGAAAUCUUGUCAAAAUCAUUACCGUUUGUAGUAACAUUGACUUCAAAGCACUUGUUUUGGAAUACAUGUCUAAAGGGAACCUAGAGAUGUGGCUGUAUUCUAACACCCAUUGCUUGAAUAUGCUACAAAGGCUAAAUAUGAUGAUUGAUGUGGCAUCAACACUUGAAUACCUUCAUUUUGGUUAUUCAACACCUAUUGUUCAUUGUGAUUUGAAGCCGAGCAAUAUCUUAUUUGAUGAAGAUAUGGUUGGACAUAUUGCUGAUUUUAGCAUCGCCAAGCUCCUAAGUGAUGGAACUUCUCUCACGCAAACAAUGACCAUGGCUACAAUUGGGUAUAUGGCACCAAAGUAUGGAUCUGAAGGAAUUGUAUCUACAAGAGGUGAUGUGUAUAGCUGUAGAAUCUUAUUGAUGGAAACUGUCACAAGAAAGAAGCUCAUUGAUGAUAUAUUUGCCGGCGAAAUGAGCUUAAUUAAAGCGUUUAGUAGAGGAAUCAUUUUUGCUUUAGAUACUUGA
Molecule: messenger RNA, 1257 nt
Organism: Juglans regia (Persian walnut)
Lineage: Eukaryota; Viridiplantae; Streptophyta; Magnoliopsida; Fagales; Juglandaceae
Product: receptor kinase-like protein Xa21
Exons: 2
Coding region: 1-1257 (418 amino acids)
Biological process (GO): protein phosphorylation
Molecular function (GO): ATP binding; protein binding; protein kinase activity
Source: RefSeq, a predicted model, not a curated record